GCCCCGGGAUAGGUACUGCGGCCCCGGGAGCGUCAUGGCUUUCAACUUCGGGGCUCCCGCGGGCGGCACGGCCUCAGCUGCCACCCCCGCUGCCCCCGCGGGUACCUUUGGAGGAUUUGGAACCACCACCACCACCACCACAGCAGGUUCUGCAUUCAGCUUUUCUGCUCCCACUAACACAGGCACAAGUGGACUCUUUGGUGCUACCCAGAACAAAGGUUUUGGAUUUGGUACUGGCUUUGGCACAACUGCAGGAACCAGUACUGGUUUGGGAACCGGGCUAGGAUUUGGAACAUUCAAUACCCAGCAGCCUCAGAAUACUUUAGGGGGUCUCUUUAGUCAGCCCACCCAAGCUCCUGUCCAGUCUAACCAGCUGAUUAAUACAGCAAGUGCUCUUUCUGCCCCAACACUACUGGGAGAUGAGAGAGAUGCAAUUUUGGCAAAAUGGAAUCAGCUCCAAGCCUUCUGGGGAACAGGCAAAGGAUAUUUCAACAAUAAUAUUCCACCUGUGGACUUCACCCAGGAAAAUCCCUUCUGUAGGUUUAAGGCGGUGGGUUAUAGCUGCAUGCCCAACAAUAAGGAUGAAGAUGGCCUGGUGGUUUUAAUUUUCAAUAGGAAGGAAACAGACAUCCGAAGCCAACAACAACAACUAAUAGAAUCAGUCCACAAAAUUUUGGGAGGAAACCAGACCCUUUCUGUCAAUGUAGAAGGUGUUAAAACAUUGCCAGAUGACCAGACAGAAGUUGUCAUCUAUGUUGUUGAACGUUCUCCAAAUGGCACAUCAAGGCGAGUUACAGCUACAGCACUCUAUACCCAUUUUGAACAAGCAAAUAUAAAAACUUCAUUGCAGCAACUUGGAGUUACCCUUUCUAUGACUAGAACAGAGCUCUCACCUGCCCAGAUCAAGCAGCUUUUACAGAAUCCUCCUGCUGGUGUUGAUCCAAUUAUCUGGGAACAAGCCAAAGUGGAUAACCCUGACCCUGAAAAGCUAAUUCCUGUGCCAAUGGUGGGUUUCAAAGAACUUCUCCGAAGACUGAAGGUCCAAGAUCAGAUGACCAAACAGCAUCAGACCAGAUUAGAUAUUAUAUCUGAAGACAUCAGUGAGUUACAAAAGAAUCAGACCACCACUCUGGCUAAAAUAGCACAAUACAAGAGGAAACUCAUGGAGCUUUCCCACAGGACCUUGCAGGUCCUGAUUAAGCAGGAAAUUCAGAGGAAGAGUGGCUAUGCCAUCCAGGCUGAUGAAGAGCAGCUAAGAGUGCAGCUUGAUACAAUCCAGUGUGAAUUAAAUGCACCUACACAGUUUAAGGGUCGCCUGAAUGAGCUGAUGUCCCAGAUUAGAAUGCAGAAUCACUUUGGAGCUGUGAAAUCUGAAGAAAGAUACUAUGUGGAUGCUGAUCUUCUACGAGAAAUCAAGCAGCAUUUGAAACAACAACAAGAAGGCCUUAGCCACCUGAUCAGCAUCAUAAAAGAUGAUCUGGAAGAUAUCAAAUUAAUAGAACAUGGCUUGAAUGAGAACGUCCACAUUCGAGGAGGUGUCUUCAGUUGACAGUGCACAGCCGUCUGUUAGGGGCUUUGGAAUGUGUACCAUCCAGCACUGUUUCAGAUCUCCCUUCAGACUGAAACCGACUAUAUUAAAAACACCCUACUCUAGCUUGGUUUCUGAGAAAGUUAUUACAGAUUAUUGUUUAUAAAUUUUGAAAUAGCAUAGCUAUCUCACAGCUUUUUAGACUUGACCUUUGAAAGGUUAGUACCUAAAAGCUGUAUUUACUUUAAAAUGAAGAAAGGUUCCUAAUCACCAGUAUAAUAUGUACUAUUGUACAUUUUUACAACAGCAUUGUUGAAAAAUCAGUGUUUAAAGAUGAUUCUCCAUUGAGCCUUUACUAUGCUUUUCCACAGCCAAUAAAAACAUGAGAACAAGUGUACUUUGCAAUAAAAAAUAACUGGAAGGAUAACCAGGCUGUUGCAAAUCUGUAUGUUAUAGUGUAAAUGUAUGUCAGUUUUUCUAUUUGUGUAUGCCACUUUUGGAAGAGAGAAGAGAAAUUUUAGGAGUCCUUAGUGAUUGAUUAGGUUUUCUUUUGGGGACUACAAGGGUUUGAAAGAUAUUUUUAUAUGGUUUUACUUAUUUGCAAAAUGAGCCCAAACCCUUAGGAAAUAACAAAAAAAGUACUUGUCUAUUUUACAACAUUGUCCUCUAUUUUUUUUUUCAUUUUAUUUCUGUAAAAGAUGGAAACUUCUUAUAAAUAAAUUCUUGCUUUGUGAUAACUUUUA
Molecule: messenger RNA, 2271 nt
Organism: Gracilinanus agilis (Agile Gracile Mouse Opossum)
Lineage: Eukaryota; Metazoa; Chordata; Mammalia; Didelphimorphia; Didelphidae
Gene: NUP54
Product: nucleoporin 54
Exons: 12
Coding region: 35-1549 (504 amino acids)
Biological process (GO): protein localization to nuclear inner membrane; NLS-bearing protein import into nucleus; nuclear pore organization
Cellular component (GO): nuclear pore central transport channel; nuclear pore
Molecular function (GO): structural constituent of nuclear pore
Source: RefSeq, a predicted model, not a curated record